Molecule: messenger RNA, 994 nt
Organism: Umbelopsis ramanniana AG
Lineage: Eukaryota; Fungi; Mucoromycota; Umbelopsidomycetes; Umbelopsidales; Umbelopsidaceae
Exons: 1
Coding region: 94-753 (219 amino acids)
Source: RefSeq, a predicted model, not a curated record
UAUCAACUUAAAGAAACAACGAGUUCUUACCGGCGAUUACACUCUCAUAAAUCCUAACAUAAAUCCUAAGAAAACAGCAACAUCAAAAAAAAUAUGAUGAUUUCACUACCCUUGCCUAGAUACUCCCGCAAAGAAAACCCGGAAUAUUGGCUAAAGAUGUUCCAAGCGACAGCCAAAGUUCAGGUGUGGACUACCGAUGAGGACAAGCUCAUGUUCAUCCCGAUGUUCUUUAAAUCAGAAAUGCGAGUCUGGUUCUACGACGGCAAGUAUACUGACUUCCAGGAGUUCGCCGCCGUAUUCGUGGAGCGAUUUGGGCUAAAGAUAAAGAAAUACCGCCCACUGAAGAAAACCCCGACCAUCCGAAAGAAGAACAAGGAAUCGGCGCAGGCGUAUGGUUACCGUUUACGACAAUGGAAAGUCAGGCAUGGAGCAUCCUUGUCCGAAAGUGAUAUGUUGCACCAGUUUGUCAACGGAUUGAAUCCGAAGUCACUCCGUCAGGCGGUACGUGCAGAAUACCCAAAGGAUCUUGAUACAGCCAUUCGUAAGGCAAUAGAGUUGGAAGAGGAUGAGCACAACCCUUUCAGUGACUCGGACGAGGGUCCCGCAUAUCGAGAUCAAGAAAGUGAUGAUUCUAGCAGUGAUAUCGAUGAACAAGCUACCAAAAAUCGCAAAAACAAAAUAAAGACACCCAACCCAUGGACAAAGCGAUUGAGUCCAUCACGAAGCAAGUCGAAGAGAUGUGGAUUUUCAUGAUGAACCAGGUCCCUACCAACAGGAGAUGUUUCAACUGCCAAGACUGUGGCCAUGAAGCACCUCAAUGCCCGAAGCCUUGCAAGCUGUGCAAAGGGCAAGAGGGCGUCAAGGGCCAUCCGUACUUCAACUGCCCUAAGUACACCCCAAGGAAAGAGAGGUCACGAAACUACAACGUCUGAUCCUGGCAAGCGGUGGAAGAAGAGGAGGAAGUGGUGUUGUGAGAGAAACGAUGACGGCAACA